Betta splendens (Siamese fighting fish) is the source of this 5078-nucleotide messenger RNA. RefSeq names its product interferon-induced GTP-binding protein Mx3-like. Gene Ontology annotation, biological process: defense response to virus. The record is from RefSeq and is a predicted model, not a curated record. Gene Ontology annotation, molecular function: GTP binding; microtubule binding; GTPase activity. The coding region runs from base 2734 to 4602 and encodes 622 amino acids. The transcript is spliced from 12 exons. Lineage: Eukaryota; Metazoa; Chordata; Actinopteri; Anabantiformes; Osphronemidae. Gene Ontology annotation, cellular component: cytoplasm; microtubule; membrane.
UUGUGUUUGUCUGGUUUUAUUUAUGGAGGCAGUAGGACUUUAAGCAGCACAAUUUAACAUUAUAUUACAUUUAAAAAAUAGCUGUGCCAGUAUGAGCUCAACAGCAUUUCCUACACACAAAAAUUAGCUUAAUGGAGAAUAAGAUGUUACCACUGGCCAACCAGAAAGGAAUUUUUUUUAUAAAUUUCCCUUUCAUAAACUAACCGUAAGAAAAAAAACACACUAUAAAAGAUUAGGUAAUUAAUUAGUGCGUAUGUGGGUAGUGGGGGACUGAUCAGUUGUUCAGAGAAAAGCUUUUAGAUUCAUGUGAACUUCAAGUCUCAUAUUUAAGGUUGAAUCUUUUAUUCUGUUACUGGACUACAAUACAAGCCUGGAGGGAUUCCACAAAGCUUUGCCUAAUAUGAUUCUCCUGACCACGAUAAGCUCAUUUAACUCAUGUUUGGAUCGUGACUUAUAUUAAAGAAGUUUACCUCCAGUUAUGCUUUUGUUCUGUACAUUUUUUAGCUGGUCUGCCAUUGCGAUGGCAGAUAGCAACAAGUGCAUACCUGAUGUGGGCAACACAGCAACAGGCUUCAGCUCAGUGCAUCGAUAAUGUAAACCAUUGUGUGGCAUCUCAGAUAAUGAGGGGAGUUAGAAGUCAUUCAUCCAUCCAUCCAUCUGUUCUUCCGUUGAAUCCCGUGUGGGGUCACAGGGGGGCUGGAACCUAUCCAGGCAGGCUGAGGGCGAGAGGCAGGGUACACCCUGAACAGGUCGCCAGCCUAUUGCAGGGCUUGAAGUCAUUCACUCAAAUAGAAAGAGAACAGAGAGAGGAACAAGCAGAGGAACUCAGUGUCACAUGAGGCUUAUAUGCCAUGUGAAGCAAGAGGAUUGUCACUAUUGUUAUUUUUUCCAAAUUGUUCAGUGAACAUUAACAUGUUCUACAUAUUGUAGGAUGAACUCUCACAAUAGCCCUGACCUGGUCAAGUCAACACAGUAAAGUAAUGAGAAGAAGGCCAAGAAACUCCAACCUGUGCCACAAAGAAAUCUUCAGUUUUGCACUGGAGGGAGCUGUGAGGAUCCACACGGGGGAGAAAGAAGCCUUUGUACCGGUGCGAGCAGUGCGGCAUGAACUUCAGGCAGAGCGGAGCAUUGCCUUUGCACACAAAGAUCCACAUGGGAGAACGGCCGUACGAGUGCAGCGGCUGUGGCCGACGCUUCAAUCGCAAAGGCGACAUGGAGUCCCACAUGGUGACUCACACUGGGGAGCGCCCCCACCUGUGUCUGGUGUGUGGGAAGAGCUACAGGAGGAAGAGCAACUUAAAGAUGCACCUCAAUAUCCAUGCGUAUGAAUGUAUGUGUGUAUUUUUCCUUCAGCCUCUUGUGCUGCAACUGGUUAAACACAAGUUAUCAUUGGUCUCCUUCAGCAGAUGCACACUCUGUAGCCUGAUUCCAUUUCCAUUCCAUUUCUUUAUUGUCAUCUCUAACAAGAAAGCUACAGAAAAAAGUUACGUUGGGUUUAGUUUAUUUGAAGAUUAUAUGUACAAUCACCAAAAAAGCAUUAAAGCCAAGCCACUCACACAAGGCAAUGACUCGACAUCCAGCUAACGUUGUUGUCAGCAACUGGGUGGUCAGUGCAGAGAGGCUGUGCGGAGAUGUUCUGUGAUAGUCACACAUAUUUUAACUCCUGCAACUUUAAGCACUUUAGGCCUGUAAACUUUAACAAGGACGCAUCUUUAUCCAGCAACAGCACGACAGAAGAGCAGAACCUGGUAGGUCCCUACAUGGCUGAUGUGUCUAUUCCCCCCAUGCCCUGAUCAUGUGAUAUAGUGAAGGUCAACCUGCACUCACUCACUCACUCACUCACUGCUCCACACAUCUAGUGGAAAAUAAUUAAUUAUUUUAUUCCUUUAAUUUGUUAUUAUUAUUUAUUACUUCCUAUUAGUACUGUGGACCCUUCAGUGCUGAUGUGUCUGUAAACGUUGGUAAAAACAACAAAUACACCCUUACUUUGUUUUAUUGUAAUGAUUGUUUUUAAUCUGAUUUUAACUUAACUUAUAACAUUCUUUGUUAGACCAAUUCCUGUCUCUUUCUAUAUAUAUUUGUCCUUCUCCUUUACAAUGUUUAUCUCUCCUUUGCUGACACAACUGUGUUAUGAAGAACUCAUCCUAUUAAAAAAUAAAAAAGUCUGUAGCAGCACACAAGCAAAAACAAACAUGCGGUUUCUAUAGAUCUUUCAUUUAGCUUAGUCUAACAUACACUUGAUCACUCUACACUGUGCUGUCAGUCAGGGGCUGCUUGCUUCUUUUGCUGUAGAGACUGUAGUUGCUCCACACUGUGAUUGAGGCCAGAGUCCAUGAUGCAAUGCACACACUCCCUGGUGUGAAGACACCAACAAGGCUGAUAUGAAACAUGGUGAAAACAUUAUAGGAGCAAUUUGGCAAAAAAGAAAUUGUCUCACAGUUGAUCUGUGGGUUUUUGCCACAUAUAACUUGUCUUAACUUUAGUCCUAGAGACUCAUGCAUAAAGUAGAUCAUCAAUAAUCAACUUUACAACAGCAUCAAUAUAAACACACACAUCACUGUUAGCUCCUGCACAGAAAGGUCUGCCCUUAGGUCCAAAUCUGCUCAUUCAACAUGAAACUGAAAAAAGAAAGCAAAAAAUUAAGCCUUGAGGUUUUCUGAUGCCAACAGAUGAAGAACAGUGAUUCUACUGUCACUUGCUAUUUUUCUUCUAAGGAGACAAGACGCUUUCGCCAUGAACAGCUUGAACCAAGAGUUUGACGAGAAGGUGCGUCCCUGCAUCGACCUCAUCGACUCUCUUCGCUCUCUGGGUGUAGAGAAGGACUUGGCUCUGCCUGCUAUCGCUGUGAUUGGGGACCAAAGCUCAGGGAAGAGCUCUGUGCUGGAGGCGCUGUCAGGGGUGGCUCUGCCCAGAGGAAGCGGAAUUGUAACAAGAUGCCCUCUUGAACUAAGGAUGACGAAAAAUAAACUAGGACAGGAGUGGUAUGGAAAAAUAAGUUACCAGGACCAAAUGGAGGAAAUAAAGGAUCCUGCAGAUGUGGAGAAAAAGAUCCGAGAAGCUCAAGAUCAAAUGGCUGGAGUUGGUGUGGGGAUCUGUAAGGAUCUAAUUAGUCUGGAGAUCAUCUCACCUGAUGUUCCAGACCUGACAGUCAUUGACCUACCAGGCAUCGCCAGGGUGGCUGUGAAUGGACAACCUGAGAACAUUGGUGAACAAAUAAAAAUUCUGAUCCAAGAAUUCAUCACAAAACAAGAAACCAUUAGUCUGGUGGUUGUUCCGUCCAAUGUGGACAUAGCAACCACAGAGGCUCUGAAGAUGGCACAGGAAGUGGACCCUGAUGGAGAGAGGACUUUGGGCAUCUUGACCAAGCCUGAUCUGGUGGACAAAGGCACAGAGGAGACGGUGGUGGACAUCGUCCAUAAUGAGGUCAUUCAACUGAAGAAAGGUUACAUGAUUGUCAAGUGCCGAGGUCAGAGCGAGAUCCUACAGCAGGUCUCUCUUCCUGAAGCCACGGAGAGAGAGAAAGCCUUCUUCAACGAACAUGCUCAUUUCCAGGUUCUCUAUGAUGAAGGCCAUGCCUCCAUUCCUAAACUGGCAGAAAAACUCACCCUUGAGCUGGUGCACCACAUCCAGAAAUCAUUGCCUCGAGUCAAGGACCAGAUAAAGCAAAAGCUGGGAGAGACUCAGGAACGGCUGACCAAAUAUAACACUGGCCCACCGUCCGACGAAGCCGAAAGAAUAGAUUACCUUUUCGAAAAAGUGACAGCGUUCACACAGGAUGCAAUUAACCUCACUUCAGGGGAGAAUAUCAAAAACGGACCCGGGUCCAAUAUAUUCUUCUUACUCAGACAUGAGUUUGAUGCCUGGAGACAGACGAUUAAAGACUUUGGAGAAGAAUUCAACAAGAACAUUGAGGAUAAUGUCACUGAGUUCGAAAAGAAGUAUCGUGGACGAGAACUACCGUGUAUCAUCAACUACAAGACCUUCAUGAGCAUGGUGCAGCACCAGAUGAAAGAGCUGGAGGAACCAGCUGUCCUGAAACUCAAGGACGUGGCAGAAAUUGUGAAGCAAGAGCUCGGAAAUUUGGCAGUGAGGCACUUUAAAGGCCUUCCCCAUCUCUUCAAUAAAGCUCAGAUGAAGAUCGAGGAUAUCGGACAGAGGAAGGGGGGUGAAGCAGAGUCCAUGUUGAGGACUCAGUUUAAGAUGGAGCUGACUGUUUACACUCAGGACGACACAUAUUUGAAGACACUCAACAGACUGUGGCCAAAUCACUCUAUAAAUGUCUCUGACCCUGCGGCCACGCUGAAAGAAAUGAUGAGACAUAUAAAGUCUUAUUAUGAAAUUGUUGCUCAGCGUCUGGCUGACCAGAUCCCACUGGUGAUCCAGUACCACAUGUUGCAGGAUGCAGCCACCCAGCUGCACAGGGAGAUGAUGCUGAUGCUUAAGGACGGGGACAAUGUCGACUUCUUGCUUCAGGAAGACGCCAGCAUUGCAAGAGUGAGAGACCAACUUCAGCAGAGCUACAAACGCCUGUCAGAAGCACGCAGUCGCCUGAUGCAGUUCAGAUCAGAUUUAUACGAUCCCUUCCCCUUCAUGCAGCAGUAGAGUCCCUCUUAAAGCCAUAUAAGUGAGGUUUGACCCAAUCUUCACUUGAAACCAAAGAGGGUACAUUUGUACUAGUGCUGUGGUAAAGUCAACCAGUGACACAAUAAAGAUUCUAAAGCAACAGACUGUCUGUGAGUUUUAUCAAUGUAAGAAGAACACCAUGGACCACAGCAAUAGAGCAGGGGUGGGCAAACUUCUUGACUAAUGGGUUUUAGCAUUUGAUAGAGGGGCUGACAGAUCAGUGGUGUUAGUUCUAUGGAUCUGUGACGAGCUUUGUUGAUGUUAAUUAUGCUGAAUGUUUGCUAAUGUGUGGGUCGAGUGCAACAAUGUCAGCAUUGAAUUGUUCAGUCUAGACUAGAGAUCAAUCAGUUGCCAUUGCAGCUGCUUUGUUGCCGUUUUAGGCUCUUGUAACAGGGAUAGGACACCAGCUGGAGUGUCUUUUCUAAAUAUAUAAUAAUAAACUGAGACUGCAUGAA